CAUCGAUCAAUCAUUUUCCAACGCUAGAGGGUCACAUUCAACCAGAACUUCGAUUCAAGUGUUUUGUUUUUUGUCAAAUAUAAAUAAUUAUGAUUCCUUUUUUAUUCCUCUAUUUUAUAGCAACGCUGAAAGUUUUUAAAAAGACUACGCCUAACGGUAAUUUUGUACAUAUGACCGUUAAAAAAUAACUAGAAUACAUUUUUUUUUUCCAUAGGUAAAGUCACUGUUUACGUUGGCAAACGAGAUUUCAUCGACCAUCUGGACAGUAUAGAUCCGAUCGACGGAGUUGUCGUCGUCGAAAAUGACUAUUUACAGGGACGAAAAGUUUUCGGAAUGGUAAAGUUUAUUAGUGUUUCAACAAACGUUAAAAUUAAUAAUCUCUAUACAUUUUGUUUUCAGGUAUCCACAACUUAUAGGUACGGUCGAGACGAAGACGAGGUUAUGGGUGUUAAAUUCAGCAAAGAAAUGGUACUGGAUAGAAAUCAAAUCGUCCCGCCUAUAAAAGAAGUCUCGGAAUUGACUCCCAUUCAGAAAAAACUAAUGAAGAAAUUCGGUAGUAGUAAUGCGUUUCCGUUCGUGUUCCACUUCCCGGCAAAUUCGCCGUCUUCGGUAACUUUGCAGCCAGGUGACGAUGACAGUGGCAAGCCCUUAGGAGUCGAGUACAAUAUCCGAACGUACGUUUCGGACCAGGAAGACGACAGAGGAAAUCAAAGGUCUACCAUCGUGUUAGCCAUUAAAAAGGUAUAGUCUUUAUGGAUAUUUAACGGUAAUUUAACGCGUAUAAAUGCCAUGUAAAUACUCAGUUACAAUACGCUCCGCCAACAAGAGGCCAACGGUUGCCGAGUUCGUUGAUCAGCAAAGGAUUCACGUUUUCUCAUGGGAAAAUCAGUUUGGAAGUCACGUUGGACCGGGAAAUAUACUAUCACGGAGAGAAAGUCGUGGCCACAAUCGUCGUAAGCAACAGCUCAAGAAAAUCCGUAAAGAACAUAAAGGUGACUUGAAAAUAGAUAUAAUAAUAUUAUUAUCUUAAUCAAAUAAUUAUCAGCGACUGCAAUAAGAAUAAUAAUUAUGGCAUAGGUGUACGUGGUUCAACACACCGAGAUUACAAUGGUGAACGCCCAAUUUUCGAAAUUUGUCGCCAGUCUGGAAACCCGAGAAGGUUGUCCUAUUACACCAGGAGCCGCGUUCACCAAACAGUUCUAUUUGGUUCCGGUGGCGUCCAGCAACAAAGAUAGAAGAGGCAUCGCGCUGGACGGACGACUUAAGGUAAAUAUUUGAAAAAAAAAAAAAACGAUGUAUGCGUAAAUUAAAAAAAAAUCGUUUUAUUUGUAGGACGAUGACGUUAAUUUGGCGUCGUCCACGUUGAUAUCGGAAGGUCGAGGCCCAAGCGAUCAGACUGGUAUCGUUAUCUCGUAUUCGGUCAGAGUAAAGUUGAAUUGCGGCACUUUGGGCGGUGAACUCGUGACCGACGUACCGUUCAAACUCAUGCAUCCGAAUCCGGGUAAAUAUCGAACAUUAAACAUAUUAUUAUUAUUGUUGUAUACAGGGUAAACGAUUUACAAAAAAAAAAAACCGAUUUAAAACGUCGACUGAAAUUUUUAAAAUAUAAGAUACAUGUGUAAUAUUCGAGCGUAAGUCCGCAAAAACCAUAUCUAAUUAUUAUGAAUGGUGUAUACAAUAUACUCAUACUAUUAAAAUAAUUUCUUAUUAUAUAGCGUCCAACGAUUCGACUGUACAGCCCAAACAACCGCAAAAAGGCGUGCUGAAGAAGAUGAAGAGUUCGGACAGAAUGAAAUAUCAAAAGAGUUUUGCGGACGACGACGAGGACAACAUAGUGUUCGAAGAUUUCGCGAGACUCAGGUUGGCCGACGAAUAAAUACGGAACAUAAAAAAUAAAAUAACGGACCGGGAAAAAUAUUGAAAAAAAAAAAAAAAAUAUAAUAAUACUGUCUAUAAUAUUAAAAAUAUAUCGUUUUGAAAAUAUGUGUUUUGUGCUUAAAAUUUGGUAGGAAACCGGGGAUAAAUAUUGUAACAUUAUUAUUGCUGUCAUUGCCGAAAAAUUAUCUUUAUUUUCAUGAUAUUAUAAGGAUUAACAUCUGUAUUUAGGAAUAAUUAGAUAAAGUGGGGGGAUGGGGUGGGUAAAAAAAAAAUAACUUUUUAUGUGCGUUGAAAAUGUAUUUUUAAUACAAGUUUUCAUUUAUUAUUUACACGCUUAGUGGGAAGAGAGUCUCAGUCUCCGUAGCCCCCGUCUCCCUUGUGUCCGCCCCUGCCUAUAUUAUAAUAUUAUGCAAUAUUAAAUCAGAGUUUAUAGCCGUCUUCUAUUAUACGUAAUACAUAACAAUAUAAUAUACAGGCCGUACUCGAUAUUGAAAUAUAAAUAUUUUCCGAUUUAUAAGUAUAAUAUAAUUAUUAAGUAUCCACGCCGUCAUAACCUGAAAUACUGGAUUCGAUUCCCAGACGAAUAUCCCUUAUAAAAAAAAAAAAAAAAAAAACCGUUCGGUUUAUAGGGAGAAUAUGUCAUCGGCAAUAACCUUUACGGCGAUCCCGAACCGGAAUAUUCGGUAUCGGUAUACUGGUUCGAUUUCCGUUUUUCACACCUUUGACCCCAUCGGCUAACAUUCACAUACAUAUCCAGUUUUACACCGACACCUACCCCUCCCGACGAGGGAUUCGCAGUCGCACGCAUUUCGGAAUACGUUUAUAAUUGUAAAUGUUUUUUUUUCCUCUUUUUAUUAUUUUAAACUAUUAAAUUCGUGCUUGACGUAGGUAUAGGUAUAGGAGCCUACUUGAAAAACGCGUACCUAUAUUUAGAAAUAAUAAUAAUAAUCAUAUUACCGAUGGACAAUUAUUCACUUUAUAACAAAUAAUAACAUAUAAAUAAGUAAAUAUUAUUAUCGUAUAAUAAUAUUUUAUCGACCUAAAUUAUAUUGUAAUAAUUGAUAAGAUAUUAAUGUUAUAUAGUUGAUAUUGAUAAUUAUCAUAUUUAUUAAUUAUAAUGUUAUAAUGUAG
This is a messenger RNA of Cinara cedri, 3009 nucleotides long. NCBI's taxonomy places the organism in Eukaryota, Metazoa, Arthropoda, Insecta, Hemiptera, Aphididae. The record is from the annotation of a GenBank genome assembly.